Messenger RNA from Diachasmimorpha longicaudata, 1429 nucleotides. RefSeq names its product nuclear speckle splicing regulatory protein 1. The transcript has 2 exons. Gene Ontology annotation, biological process: regulation of alternative mRNA splicing, via spliceosome. NCBI's taxonomy places the organism in Eukaryota, Metazoa, Arthropoda, Insecta, Hymenoptera, Braconidae. The record is from RefSeq and is a predicted model, not a curated record. The coding region runs from base 152 to 1321 and encodes 389 amino acids.
UUGUAAUGUAGGCCGAGCAGAGAGUUGAAUGCCAAGAUGUCAGUCAAUAUCAACAAAGUAACAUUCUGAGUGAAAUUAAUUAAAAUAUCGUUUGCGUAACGAUAAUCAUUUUAUAAUUUAUUGUUAUUAAGUGUGAAAUAUCUGGAGAAAUAUGAGUAAAAGUACAAAACAAUAUGGCUUAAUAAUGCCUAAGAAGGCUGCCCUUUCAGCUCCAAAAGCCAGUAACAUAUUUGGUGAUGACAAUGAUUCCGACACAGACGAUGGAGCUGACUGGGUAAAAAAGGCCCUCAAGGCUGAGGGUGAAAAAAACAGAAUCAAAAAGCAAACUCGUCUCAAUAUGGAGAAAGCUUUGAACGAGGAUCCCACAAUUUAUCAGUACGACGAGGUGUACGAUCAGAUAGAAAAGGUCAAGGAGCAGAGCAAACCAGUCAAGAUGGAGCAGAAGCAGCCGAAGUACAUUCACAACCUGUUGAAGGCUGCUGAGAGGAGGAAGAUCGAGCAGGAGCACCGGAUGGAGAGGAUGGUGCAGAAGGAACGAGAAGCUGAGGGGCAGAAAUUUGCUGAUAAAGAGAGCUUCGUGACAUCAGCUUACAGAGAAAAACUGGAGCAGUUCAAGAAGAUUGAGCAGGAGGAGGAACGAAUGGACAGGCUCGAGGCCAUUGCUGACGUAACAAAACAGCCCGACAUGUCCGGCUUUCACCGGCAUUUGUUUGCUCAGACUUUUGAUACAAAACCAAGUGAAACACCGGAGGAAGAGCGGUCAAAGGAACCUAGGGAACCUAGUCCCAAUAUCGAUAGGGACGAAAAUCUAUCGGUUGAUUCAUCGUCAGAGCAAUCAGAGACUGAGGGCGAAGAGGAUGAUCGGAGAACAGAGAAAUCUAAAAUGAAUUUUAAGGGAAAAAAUAAGAGACAGUACAGAAAAAGAGUCGUCGAGGAAUCUGAGCCAGAGUCCGAGGAAGAAUCUGCUGAAAAAUCUGAGGAAGAUGACGAGAAACAAGCUGAUGAGGAUGAUUCUGGUAAACGUAAAGAGCAUGAAAAGCACGAAUCGCCCAUCAAGAGACCUCGACUAUUAAGCAAAGAAGCAGAUAAUGAGCAGAAUGAUUCUACUGAAAAUACGAAUAAUUCCGACGAAAAGACAUUAAUUCCUCCGGAGCCAGAGAAAGUGGAGAAAGAGAAGAGGUCGAAGAAAUCUGUAUCGAAGGAAGAGAAACCAGAGGAACCGAAACCUUCUAUAUGGGAGAAGCGUACAGUAGGAGCAGUCUUUGAGGCAGCUCUACAGAGGUACUUUGCUCGGAAGGCUUUGAGAUUAUCGGGCACGUAGGAAUAAUAUUCUUGAAGAAUGGAGUGAACAGCUUCCUGACGAAUUUUCAUUUUUCUGUUCAUUAGAAAAUAAAAAACCAUGAUGUUGCAAAUCGUUCGUAGACCAUGA